Pterocles gutturalis (yellow-throated sandgrouse) is the source of this 455-nucleotide messenger RNA. It is a transcript of the gene MNX1, whose product is annotated as motor neuron and pancreas homeobox 1. Gene Ontology annotation, biological process: spinal cord motor neuron cell fate specification; central nervous system development; endocrine pancreas development. NCBI's taxonomy places the organism in Eukaryota, Metazoa, Chordata, Aves, Pterocliformes, Pteroclidae. Gene Ontology annotation, cellular component: nucleus. The record is from RefSeq and is a predicted model, not a curated record. Gene Ontology annotation, molecular function: DNA-binding transcription factor activity, RNA polymerase II-specific; sequence-specific double-stranded DNA binding.
CCGCCCCGCAGUCUGCCUUGAUGGGGAAGUGCCGCCGGCCUCGCACAGCCUUCACCAGCCAGCAGCUCCUGGCGCGGGAGAACCUUAAGUACCUGUCCAGACCCAAGCGCUUUGAGGUGGCCACAUCGCUGAUGCUCACUGAGACACAGGUGAAGAUCUGGUUCCAGAACCGCCGCAUGAAGUGGAAGCGGAGCCGCAAAGCCAAGGAGCAGGGGGGUCAGGCGGAGGCCGAGAAGCAACGAGGGCUCAGCAAAGCCUGCGAGAAGCUUCUGCCCAGCGAGCCCCGGGGACAAGCUACUGAAAGCCCAGAGUUCAUGGGGUGCAGCCCUGGCUCAGGCUUCCUGCACCACAGCACGGCCGAGAUGGGCUACGGCCCGGACUCCUCCUGCUCAGGGGGCGAGGAGGAAGAGGACGAGAUGGGUGCCACAGAAAGGAAGAUCAGCUCUGUGUUGUGA